Candidozyma haemuli is the source of this 2136-nucleotide messenger RNA. Its product is annotated as rRNA-binding ribosome biosynthesis protein. The coding region runs from base 1 to 2136 and encodes 711 amino acids. The record is from RefSeq and is a predicted model, not a curated record. The transcript has a single exon. NCBI's taxonomy places the organism in Eukaryota, Fungi, Ascomycota, Pichiomycetes, Serinales, Metschnikowiaceae. Gene Ontology annotation, cellular component: small-subunit processome; nucleolus. Gene Ontology annotation, molecular function: U3 snoRNA binding; rRNA binding. Gene Ontology annotation, biological process: maturation of SSU-rRNA from tricistronic rRNA transcript (SSU-rRNA, 5.8S rRNA, LSU-rRNA).
AUGCCCAAGAGAAACGCCAGCGAAGGUGCUGUGAACGGCGCCAAGCGUCCAAGACAGAAAUAUGGAAGACAGGAACUUAGGAAAAUCAAUAGAACCACUCGAAGAGAUAAGGAAGUGGAAGAGGAAGAAGAGGAACAGGAUGAGGCCUCUGACCAGGAAUCCGAGGAGCCCCAACCUGUGUCUUCCAAGAGUGAAAGCUUUCCAGAGAACGAAUCAAGAGAGUCGUAUAACGCUUUGCUUACGCUUCUUAAGAGCGACCAUCCAGAAAUCAGAAAGAAGGAUACCAAGAGGACUCACAAUGAAGAGAACCUGGAGGAUAUAGCAGGUGUGAACUUGGAGGAUGAGGCAGAAGACGAUGGUGCUGAGGCAGAAGAGGAAGAAGAAGAGGAGGAACAAGAUGAUGAGGAUGAGGACGAUAACAUCUUGUUGAAAGAUCCUUUUGAGAGCCACUUCAACUUGAUAUCAGAGGAGCUUGUGGAGAAGAAAGGAAAGGCCAUUGCUGCUAAGGAACCAUGGCAGACCUCAAAGUCAAAGAUUGCCGAUACCAUCUAUACGGCACUUCUGCAAUCGCCUCCAGGUGACAAUAUUUCCAUUCCUAACUUUGACAAGCUUACCCUGCUUGGUCAGUAUAAUUGCAUUAAAAGAAGAGUCGGAGAGGCCUUUUUGAAAAACUACUCUGGCGACUUCAAGCCCAUGGAUAAGGCAUUGAUAGACGAGAUAUUAUCGUACAAGGAUGUUUCGUACCCAACGAAAUCAUACAAGAAUACCUCUUACAAGAGGCUUUAUGCAUUGCAUGUGUUGAACCAUGUGUUCAAGACGAGAGAUAGAGUGAUGAAGAAUAACGAGAAGCUCAGGAAGUUCCAGGAUGAUGUCAAAGAGGGAAAAAUCGACAGAAUGACCCAAGAGCCUGAGUUCAGAGAUCAAGGAUUCACCAGGCCAAAGGCUUUGAUUCUCUUGCCCACGCGAAAUGCCGCUUACGAGCUUAUAGAGCUUCUUAUUAAGCUCUCAGGAUGUGACCAACAGGAGAACAGAAAGAGAUUCAAGCAGCAGUUUCACGAGUCCGGUGGUCCUUCUGACACCAAGCCUGCUGACUUCAGAGAAAUGUUCAAAGGAAAUUCCAACGAUUUCUUCAGCAUAGGAUUAAAGUUCACCAGAAAGUCGCUUAAGCUUUAUUCGUCAUUUUACACAUCUGAUGUGUUGAUCGCAUCUCCAAUUGGUCUCUCCAUGAUUCUCGAAGACCCAAAACAAUCCAAAAGACAAUACGAUUUCCUUUCUUCGAUUGAAGUUCUUGUGAUCGAUCAAGCAAACCAGAUUGAGAUGCAAAAUUGGGACCAUGUAAACACUGUUCUCAAGUAUAUCAACAAGAUCCCUAAGGAGUUCCAUGGUGCUGAUUUCUCGAGAAUUAGAAUGUGGGCAAUCAACGAUCAACUGAAAUUCUUACGUCAGACGUUGGUGUUUAGUGAGUUCUUUACGCCUACCGUCAACAGUAUGUUUUCCAAGUCACAAAACCUUGCUGGUCGUACGAGGUAUAAGCCUGAGAUCACUACCCAGUCAUGUAUCAUGAACUCGAUCGGUAUCAAGAUCAAACAAAUAUUCCAAAGAUUCGAGUCGCCAGAUCCAAUUUCGAACUAUGAAUCCCGCUUCAAGUUUCUUGUCAAUUCUGUCCUCCCCUCCAUCAGCAAACAGACUCUGUACGAAGAUGGUCUCUUGAUUUACAUUCCUUCAUACUUUGACUACGUUAGAGUCAAGAACCAUAUGAAGCAGCAUACGAAGCUCAAUUUUGGUGCCAUAGACGAAUACUCAUCGCAAUCAAGAGUAUCUCGAACCCGCCAUGCUUUCCAAACCGGUAAGAUCAAGAUCCUUCUAUACACAGAAAGAUUGCACCAUUUCAGAAGAUUUGAAAUUGGUGGUGUCAAGACAGUUUUGAUCUACGAACCGCCAGCCAACCCUCUUUUCUACAAAGAGCUUCUUCGUUUCGUUGCCAAGUCAGUCUACAAAGAAGAGGCCGAUAUUGACCUUUCGUUUGUGAAGACACUCUUCUCCAAAUGGGACGCUGUCUCGCUCGAAAGAAUUGUGGGCAACGAAAGGGCUCCAGUGCUCUGUAACUCUGUGAACGAAACCUACGAGUUCAGGUAA